AUGUUCAAUCUAUUCUCCCGGGCCCCCACGUAUGAUCCGCAGCGUGACAUACCUGAUCAGACUGGCAAGGUCUUCCUCAUCACCGGCGCAAAUGCAGGUCUAGGCUACCAGAUAACGAAGCAGCUCGCCGCAAAGGGGGCUACUAUAUACCUUGCAUGUCGCUCAGAAGAGCGGGCCUUGGCUGCAAUCAAUCAGCUUGAAGAUGAGGUGGACGAUGUUCAAGGGAAGAAUAGGUUACAGUUCUUGCAAGUCGACAUGAGCAGCAUGCGCUCGGUGAAACGUGCGGCGGACGAGUUCUUGAAACGCGAAUCGCGUCUUGAUGUACUCCUACACAACGCUGGCCGCCUGAUAGAUGCAUACGAGCUCUCAGAAGACGGGAUUGAGCUGUGCGUUGCCGUGAACCACCUGGGCGUACAUGUACUUACCCAAUCGUUGCUCCCUCUACUGAAAAAGACCGCCGCUUUUUCUGACUGCGAUGUACGAGUCCUCGUGACUUCAUCCAGCGGGCACGCACAAGCUCCAAGGAACGCGAAAAUGGACAGCAUUGAGGCAUGGAAUGACCAUAGCGGAAUUAAAGGCGACCAUUUCAUAGCUCGAGCGCAAAGAUACGGUAACUCGAAGCUUAUGAACAUCAUGUGGGCCAUGCAUCUCCAGAAGUUAUGUGAUGAGGAGAAGGUCCCGAUAACGGUUCUCGCACUUGACCCCGGAAUGAUAUUGACAGGUGGUGCUAUCUCGACAUCCCCGUGGUAUAUUUACUGGCUUAUCAGGCUUUUUGGCGUUAACGAGGAAGAGGGCGCAUAUACCUCGCUCUUUUGUGCGACAAGUGCUACAGUCAGGGAGAAGCGCGAGACAUACAAGGGAAAGUACGUCAAACCGGUUGGGGUUCUUGCUGUCCCAUAUCAUAGAGAUGCACGCGACGAGAACAAAGCCAGGAUUCUUUGGGAUGCUUCGGUGAGGAUUGCGGAUGAGUUGUUAAGUCGCCAUGUUGCGACCACAUGA
Molecule: messenger RNA, 999 nt
Organism: Peniophora sp. CBMAI 1063
Lineage: Eukaryota; Fungi; Basidiomycota; Agaricomycetes; Russulales; Peniophoraceae
Source: the annotation of a GenBank genome assembly